AUGUGGAUGGUCGUGACAGAGGAUCCAUCUGGCCGUGUUCACUUUGAGUACCGAGAUUUAUAUGGCUCAUCAGAUCGAAAACUGUUCAACCGUCCUUUCACGCCACGACCUCAACGCUACUCGCGAGGAUGUCCUUGUUUUCCGAGCCCGACAAUUUUCUCUACUCACCAUCCUUCACUCUUUGCCUCGAAAAAUUAUGAGUACGAGCGUUACGACAACGUGACUCCAGAUUCGCAGUAUUUCGAUGAUUCUGCUCAAAUGUUUUAUGGUCAGAAGCGGUACCCAUCCGGUUCAUCUUUGUCGUCUGAACCUCAGGCGUCACCACUUCAUCGAAUAGCUGGUAGUAACAAUUAUCCAACUACAGAUCGUUCGUUCUAUUACUAUUCUCAAAACGACAACUCAUAUUUGCCUCAAGAUAAGGGCAUCAUCGAUGACGAUUUGAUUCCUGUCUCUUGUGGAGAGUACGUUGUUUCAUUUGUUGAUGGAUCCCCUCGUCGGAACGAUUCUGAUAUUACUGUAAAGACUACACCUAAACAACAGUUCUGGGAAUAUACUCCUGCUGCUACUGCUGCUGCACGAACCAAAGAAAGGGAGAAAAGAUCUGGAGUACCGUCUCGGAUAUCAGUACCAUUAGAGCAACCAACACCUGACAUGUUUAGUCGCCCUUCGUCGCAUACUUCUGAUGAUAGUUGCUUUGUUUCCAAAUUCGGGAAUUUUCCCACUGUUUCCAAGACGCAGUUCAAGAGUUUACGCAUGAGCUGGAGGAAAAAAUUAUCAGCAGCGGCAAGAAAUCCAUUGGCACCAACUGUAAAUACAUCAAUCGGAUUGUCCACGAAUAUUGGUAAUUCACUUCCAACGGCUCAUGCACAAGCGUCCAGUGGCGUCACACCAGUGGGGACAAUGGUACACGCUGAGAAGAUUUCUUCCACCGCAACAACAACCAGUUUCUUCUCACGCAAGGAUAAAAAGAAGAAAGACAAGCGCCCUCGAAUCCGAAAAGAGGAUAUCAGUAAUCCUACGAAUUUCCAACAUAAAGCACACGUUGGAUGGGAUCAAGACAAUGGAUUUUCUAACAACAUGUGUGAUUCAGAACCUAUGGAUGAGAGCAUAAAAAACAUAAUCCGAGCGGCGGGUCAAGAUCCUACAAGUAUGAGCAAGAAAACUAUCAAAUUUGUAUAUGAUUUUAUUGAGAAUUAUAAGGAUGAUGAACACUCAGUGACUCCUGUGCAACCGUACAAAGCAGUUGCACCGUUAACCCCACAAUGGAGUACCCCUGUACCUCCACCACCACCCUCCCGUACCGCUUCUCAUCACACGUCUGCCCCACCUGCUCGUCCUCCUCCACCUCCUCCUGCUGCCGUUUCUUCAAGACCUUUUGCCAGACCACUACCUCAGGUUCCAAGUGUUGAUGUUGGUCGACCAGUAGGCUUUCCUCCACCUCCACCUCCUGCUCCUGCUCCGUUUUCUAAUAGUACGCCGCCACCACCACCACCACCUCCUCCACCGCCGAGCGUUAUAAGCCCAACACCAGCAGCAGCGGCAGCUCCUCCCCCUCCACCUCCUCCUCCUUCGUUGGCUGCAGCGGAUUCUGGAAGAGGAAAUCUUUUAGCGGAAAUACAAGCUGGUAAACAACUUCGUAGUGUUGGAGCGCAUAACUCGAGUCCAAAAGUUGAUGUGCGAGACAAUGUGAUGGCUCAAAUUCGUCAAGGAGCACAACUUAAACAUGUUGAUACAGCAGCAGAGCAAGAGAAAAGAAGAUCCGAAAGUACAUCACUAGAAAUGGGCGGUAUUGCCGGUGCUCUUGCUAAGGCUCUUGAAGAGCGUAGAAUGAAUAUGGCGUUGGAUGAUUCGAGUGACGAAGAAGAAUCUGACGAAAGGAACGAGUGGUCUGAUUAG
This is a messenger RNA of Necator americanus (New World hookworm), 1896 nucleotides long. RefSeq lists its product as uncharacterized. Gene Ontology annotation, molecular function: actin binding. Bases 1 to 1896 code for a protein of 631 amino acids. Lineage: Eukaryota; Metazoa; Nematoda; Chromadorea; Rhabditida; Ancylostomatidae. The record is from RefSeq and is a predicted model, not a curated record. The transcript has 10 exons.